UGUUCUUAUGCUCUUUGGGGAACAAACCAAAGGCAAACAUAAAGAGUACUCUAGAUUUGGCGAUGCAAGCACAUCAAAUGACAAAAAAUAAAAGGAAUUCCAAGCCGAAAUGGAUUAAGCCAAUGUCUCGAAUGCAAAGAGGAAGUUUUGAAUGUGGAUAUUAUGUUAUGAGACACAUGACUACUAUUAUUUCUGCCAGUGUUGUGGAUUCGUGGAUGGAGAUAUUCAAUGUUCAAGACCCAUUUAGUGAACAAGACAUCAACGAGAUUCGAGAGCGUUGGGCAUUAUUUUUCUGCGAAGCAACUAGCAUUUAGUAUUUAUUUAGUAGAAAUUAAACAUUGUUAGCAUAUUAGAAAGUGAUAUGCAAUUUUGUUGCAACUUGCCAACUCUUGAAUUUUGAUGGUGUAAAAUGAUGUUUAAUUUUUGCUAGUAAGAUUAAUACUAUAUAUGAUUUUUGGAUAUUAUGGUUGUUUUGUGAAUAUUAUUAAAUAAUGGUUUUGUAAAAACAGCAUUCAUAAAUAUAAUAUGUUUAAAAUGUAAUGCAAGC
This is a messenger RNA of Cuscuta europaea, 547 nucleotides long. The record is from the annotation of a GenBank genome assembly. NCBI's taxonomy places the organism in Eukaryota, Viridiplantae, Streptophyta, Magnoliopsida, Solanales, Convolvulaceae.